GCUGAGGGUCAGCCUUCCAUUCUUGCUCUCCUCCUUGUUCCUCCUUUCAGAUUCAAUUUGAGACACCGCGUCAGCGUCGAUGGAGUCAUCUCUGAGAUUAAUAUCCUUGGGCAAAAGUUUUCUGAGGAUAUAACACUUCUUCUGCAACUUGGAAAGCUAGACUGUUGAUGACGAGGCACAGUGGCUACUUAGUGCAGCCGGCCGGUCGGACAAAGGCACAACAGUAACAGUAGCAGAUCGCUACUUCCUUGAACUUUUUGUGGGGUUCCUGCCAACUUGGACUCCAACUGCGCCUCCAGAAAUUUGGCGACACACGUCUUCAGUAACAUCCGAGUAGACAUUCGUCCAUUCAGGUGCCUUGGGCACAGUCGAAACGUGGCUUUUCGCCUUGACCUGUUUGUUUUCUGUUGCCUCAAUUGCAUGAUUUCAGCACAAGUCGGACCAUCUUCACCCUCCUUCGCCCUCCGAACCUUCUUCCCAACCAUUUAACGAACAAAGAACCCUCUUGACACCGCUCUACACUCGCCCUGCUUUGCACGCUUUGCUAGCACAAUAUCAUGCCUAGCAAGAGAGCACAAGAUACCGCGUUAUAUCGCAAAGAUGUAGCCCUGAAAGGCGAGGCCCUCACACCUGCUGAGAGAGAGAGAAUUCUCAAACAGUAUCUACCGGACCUAUCCUUCUCCUCAACCACCGCCGAAAGCACAGCACACCCCAACGACGUGUCGCAGAAGCCACGAAGCCAUAAACGCAGGCUGAGGCCCUUUCUCAAAGCCAAACUACACUUCUUUGUCUAUUUCAUCAUUCAGUUGAUUUUUGGAAUCUACAUCCGACUGCGUCAGAUCUAUCAUGCCACCGUCGACAGGUUAAUCGCCAUCCGACACUACCAUCAUCGAACACCAGAGUAUAUCCAAAGAGAUGUCAAGAACUUGGACCGAAUCCCCGAACACCUCAGUGUGAUUCUCAAGUUCAAGUCUGAGCAAGAUGGGGGACUAGAGGCGCUGAUGGAUGAGGUGGCAGAGUUGACUGUCUGGUCAGCUUCUGCAGGCAUUCCUGUAUUAAGUAUAUACGAGAAGUCUGGCAUCCUGAAGACAUACAUCUCCUCCCUGGAAACACUCGUGAAUCAGAAGUUGGUCUCAUACUAUGGAGCCCCGCCAGCAACCCCGACCCUGCGAGUUCUGGCACCCAAUCACCCGUCGAUGGCCGCCUCUCCAGCACCCUCGCCGCGUCUCCCAGCACAGACAAAUGGUGCAGGUUCAACACAACCGAGUAGACCGCACAUUGAUCUUCUCCUCCUCUCCGCUACUGACGGCCGCGAGACUCUUGUCGAUCUGACCAAGACCCUGGCAGAGAUGGCUCAGUCGCGUAAACUCAAUCCCAAGGAUAUAACCUCGAAUUUGAUCAACACAGAAAUCAGCGCAACCACGUCUCUGACGGAUUCGAGACCAGAUUCCAAGAAAGACGGCUUGACGGGAGAGCCCGACCUAGUUAUCAUAUUUGGGCCACUGGUCAAACUCGAUGGCUAUCCACCAUGGCAGAUUCGACUGAGUGAGAUAUUCUGCGUGGGUGAUUCAGGGGCCGAUGUGAGUGGGAGUGAGAGCACCAGAGUGGAGUAUCAAGGUUUCCUGAGGGGUCUGUGGAGAUAUGCUGGAGCAGAAAUGAGAUUUGGGAGAUAGUACCGGU
This is a messenger RNA of Exophiala mesophila, 1680 nucleotides long. RefSeq lists its product as uncharacterized. Bases 558 to 1673 code for a protein of 371 amino acids. The record is from RefSeq and is a predicted model, not a curated record. Gene Ontology annotation, molecular function: ditrans,polycis-polyprenyl diphosphate synthase [(2E,6E)-farnesyl diphosphate specific] activity. Gene Ontology annotation, cellular component: endoplasmic reticulum membrane; dehydrodolichyl diphosphate synthase complex. The transcript has a single exon. NCBI's taxonomy places the organism in Eukaryota, Fungi, Ascomycota, Eurotiomycetes, Chaetothyriales, Herpotrichiellaceae.